This is a messenger RNA of Populus trichocarpa (black cottonwood), 1262 nucleotides long. RefSeq names its product uroporphyrinogen decarboxylase, chloroplastic. Lineage: Eukaryota; Viridiplantae; Streptophyta; Magnoliopsida; Malpighiales; Salicaceae. The transcript has 2 exons. The coding region runs from base 752 to 1228 and encodes 158 amino acids. The record is from RefSeq and is a predicted model, not a curated record. Gene Ontology annotation, molecular function: uroporphyrinogen decarboxylase activity. Gene Ontology annotation, biological process: porphyrin-containing compound biosynthetic process.
AUGACAGUAGUUGUUUGGCGAUUUAUUACAAGGAAGAUUGAUGAGGAAAAAACAAACACGUUUUCAAACAAAGUAAACGCAAGUCAACACUGCUUAAGAAAUUAGUUUUUGAAAAAGAAGAAAGAAAGAUUCAUUUACAAUUUAAUAAGUGGAGUAUUCUGUGAUGGAUCAUGCCUAAUUUUUAGUUGAUUCUCAGGGUCGUAUUCUGUGAGCCCACUAGCAGAUCAUGUCUAGUUUCACUUAACGAAGAGGUUGAAUUUAGUGCACUUCCUUGUAAUCAAUCUUGAGAAAAGAGGUUGAAUUUGUAAGGCUAACACAUUACCUUGAGAAACUCAGAAUCCUGAAUUGAAGAGGACGGCAUUUACCAGUAAACCAACGGUUGUGUUUAAACUAUGAGCCUUAGAAAGCACAUGCGCAUGUGCAAACAGAACACUCUGAAUCAAGUCUCUCCUGCUUUGAGCUAGUUUCAUGAAUUAUCUGGUACCUUUGUUCCUGCUUGAACAUACAUAUGCCUGCACAUGAAUACAAUCUCCUUCUGAAAUUAUAAGUUUACAUUGUUUUACCUCAGUCAAAGCUCACACUAUCUCCCUUUUUCUAGGUAGAAAACAAAGCUGCAGGGCUGGGCUUUGUAGGGGCUCCUUUGACCCUUGCUUCAUAUGUAGUGGAAGGUGGUUCGUCAAAGCACUUUACCAAAGUAAAGAGAUUAGCUUUCUCCCAGCCCAAGAUUCCCCACGAAUUACUUCAGACCUCUAUGGCAAAAUACAUUCAAUAUCAAGCUGACAGUGGAGCUCAAACUGUUCAAAUCUUUGCCUCGUGGGCCACAGAACUUAGCCCUGUGGAUUUUGAGGAGUUUAGUCUUCCAUACUUGAAGCAGAUUGUGGACACUGUGAAUCAAUCCCAUCCAAAUCUCCCACUAAUCCUUCAUGCCAGCGGAUCUGGAGGCUUGCUUGAGCGGCUAGCUUUGACAGAUGUAGAUGUUGUUAGCAUGGAUUGGUCAGUUGAUAUGGCUGAAGGUAGGAGGCGACUGGGGCCUGAUGUAGCAGUUCAGGGAAAUGUAGAUCCUGGUGUUUUAUUUCGGUCAAAGGAAUUCAUAACUAAUCGAAUCAAUGAUGUCGUCAGAAAAGCCGGUAAAGGAAAACAUAUACUGAAUCUUGGUCAUGGAAUUGUAGUAGGCACACCUGAGGAGAAUGUUGCUCAUUUUCUUGAGGUUGCUAAAAGAAUCAGAUAAUAACACGGCAUGUGACUAGAAGAUUUUUUGCAAA